Messenger RNA from Guillardia theta CCMP2712, 1414 nucleotides. RefSeq lists its product as hypothetical. The record is from RefSeq and is a predicted model, not a curated record. The coding region runs from base 1 to 1098 and encodes 365 amino acids. Gene Ontology annotation, molecular function: ribokinase activity. Gene Ontology annotation, biological process: D-ribose metabolic process. Lineage: Eukaryota; Cryptophyceae; Pyrenomonadales; Geminigeraceae. The transcript has 9 exons.
AUGGCGGGGGUGUGUGUGGUGGGGUCAUGCAACUUUGAUCAGAAGCUUCUGCUUCCUCUCACUGUCUUCCUCCUCCAGACCGUCUACGUGCAGGAUAUCCCAGCACCAGGUCAGACCGUCCAUGGCUCCUCCUACGUGACCGGGUUCGGAGGGAAAGGAGCGAAUCAAUGCGUCAUGGCGGCCAAGCUGGGGAGCAGCGCGACGAUGAUCUCAGCGCUAGGGGACGAUGCGAUUGCGAGCAUGACCCGAGAGAAUCUGAGGAGGAGCAACGUGAGUCUCGACCACAUGUACGUGAAAGAAGGAGUCUCUUCUGGUGUCGCUCAGAUCACCGUGAGCUCCAAGAGCGGGGAGAACUGCAUCGUCAUCGUGCCCGGCGCCAACCUUUGCCUUGAGCCGGAGGAUGUGGAGCGGGCGGCUGAGGUGAGGAGUAGCGGGCAGAGAGAUGGUGCUGAUGGUUUUCUUCGCUCGCUGGUUGAGCAGGCGAUAUCGAGCUGUAAAGUUCUUCUCUGUCAGAAUGAGAUAUCCCCAGCGACGACGUAUACUGCCAUGAGAAUAGCUCGAGGGUCCAAGAGCCCUCCCCUCGUCAUCCUCAACGCUGCUCCUGCUCCUAGAGUUGGGACCAACUGGAGGGAGGGCGAGUGGCGGGACUUCAAGGAGAUGCUCUCCAUGUGCGACGUCCUCUGCGUCAACGAGUCAGAGGCGAGGGAGAUGUCCAAGUUGCAGGUGGAGGGCGAAGACGAGUCUUCUCUGAUGGAUUCCAUCAAGAGAGCAUCGCUGACAUUGAUGGAGCUGGGAGCGAGUCAAAUCCUCUUCACCCUCGGGGAGCGGGGAAGCUGCUUGGUGCGACCGGGUGAUGGAGACACGAGGGAAGUGAAAGUUCAUCGUGUGCCGGCUGGGCAGCAGCGGGUGCAAGUGGUCGACACGUCUGGAGCGGGUGACGCGUAUCUCGGAGCCCUGGCGAGCCACGUGGCAGCGGGGAAGAGCAUGGAGCAGGCCAUGGAAGCGGCGGGAGAGAUCGCAACCAUCACAGUGCAAUCGAAAGGCACGCAGAACUCGUAUCCUUCAGCAGACAGCCUUCCUCCUCACCUCCGGCCUUGAGCUCAGAACGGAAGUUUCCUGCAGUACCUACAAGAGCUCGGGAGGUAGUACGGGACCGAGAGGAGAAGCUGCCAAGUGCGUCAGGCAAGAUAUAUGGAGCAAGAAGUGUAAGUACGCAUGUGAUCAAGGAGGAGGCGAGGAGGAGGAGGUUCCCUCGCAGCAGAGGGCUGGUGUCUCCCUGCUGGUCUUUCUGAGCAUACAGCCCGACCAAUCCCUCUAGGGAGAGGCCGACGGAGGGGUCGGAGUUGAUGGUCUGUUGAGAGAACAGUAUCAGCCGUCAUCGUGCAAUCUUGAGUGUGGUACAUGACCUUGCAGA